Penicillium waksmanii is the source of this 282-nucleotide messenger RNA. RefSeq lists its product as uncharacterized. The transcript has a single exon. The coding region runs from base 1 to 282 and encodes 93 amino acids. Lineage: Eukaryota; Fungi; Ascomycota; Eurotiomycetes; Eurotiales; Aspergillaceae. The record is from RefSeq and is a predicted model, not a curated record.
AUGACCACUGCUACAGAUACCUGCGUCGAGUUAGCGGAUGCCAUUCAUCGCAGUUCCGUAAAAACGGCCGAGAAAAAGUCGAAAUCUGUAGCUAAGCUCUGGCGCGCAGAAGCUGAUUUCGCAUUUUUCAGUCAAAUGACUGUCUGCGUGCUUCUGUCAGCGAAUGAAAAUAAAGGCAGAAGCGAAGAGGCUGCUUGGGAGCACGCGUUCAAUUUCUAUAAGGAUGCGACAGUGCGGUUCCAAGAUGAAUUGAAAGAGGUGAAAGAGGAACAAAAGAACUAG